AUGCAGCAAGAAGCAACUAUUUACGGCGGGGAGCCGAACCCACUGGACACUAGGGGCUUAUGCCUUUUGUCCCUAGAUGGCGGCGGUGUGCGAGGCCUCUCAUCACUCUACAUCCUGAAGAGCAUCAUGGACCGACUUAACCAUGAGCGAAAGGAGACCAAGCUCCCUCCAGUGAAGCCGUGUGAAGUGUUUGACCUUAUCGGGGGUACAAGCACAGGUGGCCUGAUCGCGAUUAUGCUCGGUCGGCUUGAGAUGGAUGUCGAUAAGUGUAUUGAUGCAUACAGCGGUCUUGCAGCAACAGUGUUCGGCGAGAAGCUGAGCUCAAUCCCCUUCAACUUGAGGGGUAAAACCACGGCCCGGUUCGACUCGGCGACACUCAAGAGCGCGAUCGAAAAGGUUAUUGAGGAUAGUGGUGCUUGCCAGGAGGAUCUAUUUAAUGAUGGCAUUGAACGUGGAUGCAGAACUUUCGUUUGUACUGCCGACCGCCAUACAAAGGACAUUGUUCGCCUACGAAGCUAUAGCCUCUCUUAUGAGUCAAAUAUCAGCACGACGAUAUGCCAAGCCGCCCUUGCAACAUCUGCUGCCACAACCUUCUUUGAACCCGUUAGCAUCGGGAACAGAUCGUUUGCUGAUGGUGGACUAGGCGCGAACAACCCAGUAGACGAAGUGGAGGGUGAGGCGUCGAAUAUCUGGUGCCCUGAGACGGGAGAGCUGAAGCCGCAAGUCAAGUGCUUUAUAUCGAUCGGGACAGGGAACCCAGGCAAGAAGCCGUUCGAGGAUAAUUUAUUCAAGUUUAUCGGGAAGACAGUGGUGCAGAUUGCAACCGAGACGGAGAAUACAGAGCAGAAGUUUAUAGCGAGAUGGUCAAAGCAUUUCGACGAGAAGCGAUACUUCCGGUUGAAUGUCGAGCAGGGACUACAGGAGAUUGGGCUUGAGGAGUACAAGAAGAAGGGAGCGAUAGAGGCGGCGACAGAAGGCUAUCUCAAGCACACGGCACAGAAGUUCCGGGUGCGGGACUGUAUUAAGAAUAUGAGACUCAAAGAGAGUGUGUAUCUCGAAGAUUUCAGUUAG
Molecule: messenger RNA, 1071 nt
Organism: Penicillium vulpinum
Lineage: Eukaryota; Fungi; Ascomycota; Eurotiomycetes; Eurotiales; Aspergillaceae
Product: FabD/lysophospholipase-like protein
Exons: 3
Coding region: 1-1071 (356 amino acids)
Biological process (GO): arachidonate metabolic process
Cellular component (GO): membrane
Source: RefSeq, a predicted model, not a curated record